Bemisia tabaci is the source of this 1252-nucleotide messenger RNA. RefSeq names its product ribonuclease P protein subunit p20. Gene Ontology annotation, cellular component: nucleolar ribonuclease P complex; ribonuclease MRP complex; endoplasmic reticulum. Gene Ontology annotation, molecular function: nucleic acid binding. The record is from RefSeq and is a predicted model, not a curated record. Gene Ontology annotation, biological process: tRNA 5'-leader removal; intracellular calcium ion homeostasis. Lineage: Eukaryota; Metazoa; Arthropoda; Insecta; Hemiptera; Aleyrodidae.
GGUUAUGUUCCUCUGAUUUCUGAGUUUCCAAUCUAAUAUUGAUUAUAAACUGUGUCGUGUGAUUACUUCAAAUUAAUUACCAUUAAUCAAUUGCAAUGAGUUGUCAUUAACUUCCAUUUGCCUCACUGUCCCUUGAAUUUAACGUUAAGGUGAAGGUUAACUUGCUUUUACUGAUUAGAUGCUGCUACCUCACUUAUUACAGUAGAUCAUCUGAAUGGCAUGGAUCAUGCGAGGAAGAAGCGCCCACCACCCAGAGGAGAGAAGAAAGAAAAUGAAUUUUAUGUGACCAAUAAGUCCGAUUUUAAAGGUCAGCUUUCCAAGUGUGAGAAGUUACUGUCAUCUGAGAACUCGUUUGUCAUCCUCCAUGGUUUGGGACAUGCAGUUUUGAGAACUAUAAGCUUAGCUCUUGAACUCCAGCGUACUCAUUACGAUACACUAGAGAUUCAUGUGAACACAUCAACCAUAGAUUUAGUUGAUGAUCUGGAGCCGUUGAAUGAUGAAUCAGAGUACGAAGUCCAAACACGACAGAACUCAGCCGUUCACAUCCUCAUCAAAUCCACAGUUAAAAGUAAAGAUAAAAAGUAGCAAAAUUUGUGAGGUUUCGUCAUUGUAAGUCUGCCCUUGAAGACACAUUUUUCAAUUGUUACAUUUCAAAGUGAAAGACAUCUUUUGAGCUAACCAUGUUCUUUUCCAUCAAAGAGCUUUCUUUUUGGCUCGGUGUGACGGUAUUCGAACUGUGGGUCAAUAUUCUUGGUUUGCUAGGUUUUUCUGUCCUUCUAGCAUUCCGACUGGAAAACAUGCAGAUCACAAGUCAGCCUCCAUCUCUAAACGACUGGUGGGCUGUUUUUCUACCCUUAUUCAUAGCUGAUAUCAUUAAUGCUUACUUUUGUACCAUCGUUUUUAUUCGGAUGUACAUCAAAGGCCUGUACAAAGGUGCUAUACUUCGCGCAUGUCGUUCAUUUACCUUUUUAUUUCUACUGUUUUUGGCUCAAUUUUUCAUCUGCAGAAAACUAACAGGUAUGUCAAAUUUAGAUUCGUCCGAAACAAUGGCACCUGUUUUUGUUAUUCUGCAAUUAUUGGCUGUUAAAGCUUGUCAAAUACAUUGAUUGAGUUGUGUAAUUUGAUUGUAAUACAAACUAAUUUCAAAUCCUACUUAAGGACUGCAGCGGGAAUGGGUCAUUUGCAACAGUCAUGCUCAUGAAAGCAUUUUUUUCUGUGAAAUCCUCCCCAUUUAGUCUGUAAAUAAUGAAAA